AUGGCAGCACGGAAACUUCAACAAGAAGUCGACAAGUGCUUCAAGAAGGUGGCCGAAGGCGUGGCCGAGUUCGAGGCCAUCUACGAGAAGAUUGAGCAGUCCAACAACAUCUCCCAAAAAGAGAAGCUGGAGGACAACCUCAAGCGCGAAAUUAAGAAGCUACAGAGACAGCGCGAUCAGAUCAAGACAUGGGCGGCAAGCAAUGAUAUCAAAGACAAGGCUCCUUUACUGGAGCACCGCCGACUGAUCGAGACGCAAAUGGAAAAGUUCAAGGCGGUCGAGAAGGCCAUGAAGACUAAGGCAUACUCCAAGGAAGGGUUGGCCUCUUCAGCAAAGCUCGACCCCCAAGAACAGGCAAAGGCGGAAGCAAGCGAUUUCCUUAACAAUAUGGUGGACGAGCUGGAGCAACAAAUCGAGACCCUCGAAGCCGAAGCCGAGGCGAUACAGGCCACCAUGAAGAAGGGCAAGACCCAGACUGCCAAGGCGGAACGAAUGGCCGAAAUCGAGCGCAUCAUCGAGCGUCACAAAUGGCAUCAGGGCAAGCUCGAGCUCAUCCGGAGGUCUCUGGAGAACGGCGGAGUCGACACGGAUCAGGUCACCGACCUCGAGGAGACGAUUCGAUACUAUGUCUCAGAUGGCAUGAACGACGAUUUCGUUGAGGACGAAGAGAUGUACGAAGAGCUCAACCUGGAUGAGGAGGAGGGCGUAUAUGGCGUUCCUCAGGACGGCGACAAAGGCUCGUCGCAAGACACCCAAUCCUUGGCGGAAGAACCGACACCGGAACCCGAGGUCAUCAAACCUCCUCCGAAGCCGAAGGCGGUGGCGGAUGCUUCGGCAUCAGGACGGAGGUCCAGUGCGCAGUCCAAGUCCCCUCUACCAGCGCUGGCAACCUUGCAUACGCCAUUACAGACCAUCAGUAGUAAUGGAGCUGCGAAUGGUCCGACCAUGAAACCCGCAUCCGUCCCCACAAGACCUGCCGAGGGCCUCAAAUACGCAUCUGCGGCAGCGGCCGCGGCGGCAUCAGACAAGAUUGGCAUUUCUCCCUUGCCACCUCCGCCGGGCGCCGCACCCAUUACGACAGGAACCCCAGCCGCACAAUCGAAGAGCAGUGCGGCAGGGUCCCCUGCAACGACGCCGGCACACCCUGUUGCGGCCAAGGAACCAGAACCCAAACCGCAGUCCGCAGCGCCCUCGAGCAUCGCAAGCGAGCCCCAGGCGACGAUUGCAAAGCCGACGCCGGCCCAGACCAAGGCAGAAAAACGUGCACUCAAGAACCAGGCCGCGGUAGAGGCAUCGGCAGCAGCCAAGGCAUCUCAAACAAACGGCACCAGGAAUGGAGUCAAGCCCGCUGUCGGAGAGGAGGAGGAGGAAGAGUCGAUUUACCACCUUCCUUCGUCUCUGCAAGACCUCGUCGAGUCUUUCGAGGCAUCUCGCAAGCGGCCAGCGCCCUUCUCUUCGCCCUCGACGCAGCGCAUGCUUCAGGCAAGCCAGGCCAUGUGUCCCGACAUCAUGGACACGGACGUGCCCAGGACGUACCGUCCCGAGCUACGUCUGAACUCGAGCGCCGCGAACUUUCCUCAAGAGCCGCUAGCAUUGUUCGACGACCCGCGACUGUACUCGCGUAUUGACCCCGACACACUCUUCUACGUAUUCUACUACAAGCAGGGCACUCCUCAGCAAUACCUGGCUGCCAAGUCACUGAAGGACCAGAGCUGGAGAUUCCACAAGCAGUACCAGACCUGGUUCCAGCGUCACGAGGAACCCAAGAACAUCACCGAGGAGUUUGAGCAGGGCACGUACCGCUUCUUCGACUACGAGAGCACUUGGAUGAACCGCAGAAAGGCGGACUUCAAAUUUGCGUACAAAUUCCUGGAGGACGAUGUAUGA
Molecule: messenger RNA, 1887 nt
Organism: Colletotrichum higginsianum IMI 349063
Lineage: Eukaryota; Fungi; Ascomycota; Sordariomycetes; Glomerellales; Glomerellaceae
Product: Not1 domain-containing protein
Exons: 4
Coding region: 1-1887 (628 amino acids)
Biological process (GO): regulation of DNA-templated transcription; nuclear-transcribed mRNA poly(A) tail shortening
Cellular component (GO): nucleus; CCR4-NOT core complex; P-body
Source: RefSeq, a predicted model, not a curated record